AUGGAACACAGCUCUCUUGCGCCGAUUGCCGUCAAGGUUGAACCCGACGCCGAAUUGCCUGCCGCUACCGUUGCUUCCGCUGCCCGCGCACCCUGCCGCGACCGUAGCGCUUUGGUCUCGGGCCGGCCCAACAAGCGCCUCCGCGCGCGCCCCGACGAGGAACCGAUCGACGCCGACCGCCAGACCAUCACGCUCAAACAAGCCGUGGGCCAGUUCAUCCGCCAAUGCACGGUCAGCGCUUAUGACAGAGAGGAGAACGAGCACGUCCUGGGCGUGCCCGUCGGCUGUCGUUACGAUGCCGAGCGAGACGCGCGGUUCGUGUCGGCGGUCCUCUCGGCCCUGACCGAGCGUGGGAAGGCCAAGGCCAGGCUCGAUGAUGGUCCGUGGCGCAGCAAGGACCCCCAAUGGCGCUACCCGCAGCACUGUGGCGAACCGACCGCCGUGUUUGAAGGAUGGAUCGUCGGGUGCGAUCUGCUGCAUCGGUACAACCCGCUGGUGCCCGCCGACCCGUAUGCGUCCCACAGGCUCUACGCGCAGAUCACCUGCUUUGAGCUGGACCACGCGAGCUCGGCCAUCCACUACGUACCGCUAGAGUACAUCACGCCCGCGCAGUUGGCGCUUCUCAAGCAAGCGCACGGCUUCUGCACGCCCGAGGACCAGCACGAGUGUCCCGCCGUCGAUACCGUCUACGAUUGGCUCAAUGCGAUCGACAGUUCCGGGCUGGUUCGGUACGCCAAGAGGCCGGGCACCGUGUCUUGCGAGCCGCGCAACGUCGUACCCUUUACGAUACUCGGCCCCACCUACUGA
Acanthamoeba castellanii str. Neff is the source of this 807-nucleotide messenger RNA. RefSeq lists its product as uncharacterized. Bases 1 to 807 code for a protein of 268 amino acids. NCBI's taxonomy places the organism in Eukaryota, Discosea, Longamoebia, Acanthamoebidae. The record is from RefSeq and is a predicted model, not a curated record. The transcript is spliced from 3 exons.